GGCAUACGAAAGGUACCCAGGUGCUAGGUAGUAAAUGCUGGUCAAGCAAUAUGUACUGUCAGGCAGAUAUCGUUUAGCAAUAUAUAUUGUCUAAGCAUUAUGUACCGGUUAUGCAAUGCACAGCUUAUCCUGUACCUUCUUCCUUCUAGCUCAUCCCGAAUAUUGGGAAAAAAAGAAAGCAUUCCAUCAUAUGGUUAGCCAUGGCCAAACAAGACAACGAGACAAAAGCAAGAAAAUCGAGGAAAAGAAAAUAACUGCGAGAGACGGGGGGAAGGCCAAGAUCAUUCAAAAGAAAGAACGAAAGAACGAAGGAAAGAAAAGAAAGUUGGCGAUCAAUUGAUCUACUAUAAGUCAGCCCCAGUAUGGUCAAUGCUAACCAUAGCACUCAGAUUGAUCGGUAGAUCUCCCCACAGCUCCAUUUUUGAUAGUAACCUAAUCUCGCUACAAUGAGUCUAAUGCGGGUUUUCAAUCUACUUCAGGUCACAAAUUUCUUGAUUGGACUCAAUGGAAUCAAUGAAACUCGACUAGACAAAUCAAAUCCAUCAGAAGCUUCAGACAGAUCUGACAGACACGGCAAGCAAAUGAACUCCCAUUAUUUUGGGCCGAGUUCCAAGCUUUUUUUCUCCGAUUCACCGAGUAUCGUCUCUCGAACAGAUUUAUUCAUUUCCCCUCCAUAAAAUUUGGAUGUGGCUUUGACGUUAAGAAGAACGAAAAAAAAGAGUUUGGUAUACAUGCUUUCGUGGCACUGCGUCGCAUUGUUUGUAAUCCCUACACUCCCAAUUAUUUACUUUCAUGCAUCAUAUUUUUCGUAUUGCAGACGCCUUCCUGUAAGUGCAGGAUGUUAACUUCCAAGGCGGGGAUUAUGUCAAGCUGCAGGACAAAUGUAUCCGUCAAUGGGUCUGCUUUAAACCAACACCCAAGAAAUGUCUACCUUGCAGUAGAUCACCGCGGUCCGCGGUCCGUUGAGAAUUCCAUGUCGAAUCGUUCAUCGCAUGCACACUGAGUUCUAAAUACACAUUAGAACCAACCAUGCACAAACCCACCCACUUUGUACCAGUCCAUUCAUCAUCGGAUAGCGUAAUCUCUCAUAAACGCCUUCGCGCCUACACUUAGUAUCUUCGUCAGUGUUAAGUACCUUUACCUUCCACAUUUUCAUCGGGUCUUAAUAUGACUUCAUAUAAUAUACCUACUCAUAUUUUAUCUGUAUUCAGAUGAACUAUCCAGGCUAUUGGUACACUACCUCACGCCUCGCUCUAAACAUUCGUUACACCCCCCUUUCCUUGUUCUAUAAUCAUUGUUUUUCUUCGAUUCUCAAUACUCGUGUUUCAUUUCCAUACUACCCAUGUAAUUUUCGAAGCCAUACACUACACGUCUAUACAUUGAAGGGAGCUUUGGCAAUAGUCUCCUGUCCCGCCAGGACUACUUUUCUUUAUCUUAUGAUCCAGUGCUAGAUACCGGGACUAGUUCUAAGAGUUUACACAAUGCAGAUCAAGGGGUCCGUGUUGCUGGUAUUGGGAGCUUCGAUUCAAUGGGCUUUCGCUGCACCAUGGGAUGUUCGGGUCCAGGAACGCGACAGCUCAGUAGCUCUAUCUUCGACGAUCACUUCUACCUCAUCGUCGAUCUCGAGUAGUGCGAAAGAGUCGCAAGAAAGCAAUGAUAGCUUCACGUCCGCUUCAACCAUUACACACUCGCAAAGUACUUCUUUGGCAAUGACUACAUCAACUUCGAAUACAGCAAUGUUGACUUCGACCGCCUCGGCAUCCUCAAUUAGCGCAACAGCUACAAGUAUAUCCGCUACAGAUUCGGCCUUCAACUCUACAGUAUUGCCCGGCGAGUUACCUCUCCAACCCGAGAUUACACCAGCCUUUGCUGUUGCAGGCAUUAUCCUCAUCGCAACCGGCAUAUUAUAUACUUUCAUUGGGUUUAAGAACAGAUGGCUACACAUUUCCCUUUCAGCAGGAUAUCUUGUCAGCAUUGCAAUCACGGUACUGAUUCUUUUUGUAAUGAAUCUUCCUGUUAGCAAUGCCGUUGAGGGAGCAUAUCUCGUUGCAAUCGUGCUACCUGGGCUCAUCAUUGGCGGGUGCUCUUUGGUAUUUACAGAGGUUACCGAGGGCCUUGGAUGUCUUCUGGGAGGUUUUUGCUUCAGCAUGUGGCUGCUUGUGAUGAAAGCUGGUGGACUGAUCACGUCAACAGCCGGGAAAUCGAUUCUAAUUGCGGCAAUCAGUGUUGCUACAUUCUCGCUGUCCUUCAGUCACCAUACUAGGACUUAUGGAUUGGUUGCGUGUAUAUCAUUCGCGGGUUCCACUGCGAUCGUUCUCGGGAUUGAUUGUUUCAGUAGAGCAGGCCUAAAAGAAUUUUGGGCUUACAUUUGGAACUUGAAUCAAAACCUUUUUCCUCUGGGCGCGACGACAUACCCCGUGACCAAAGGAAUUCGUGUCGAGAUCGCCGCAAUUUUCGUCAUCUUCUUAGCUGGUCUAGUGUCACAAUCAAAGGUCCACAAGAUGAUCCAAGAUCACCGUGCGCAGAGAUUGGAAGAGCGCCAAGCAAUCGAAAGGGCUAUAGAAGAGGAGGAAAUGAAUGUAGGAAGAAGAAUUGAGGAUCAAAAUACUGAAGAAAAAGAAAGAUGGGAAAAAAUAUAUGGCGAGAAGCUCAAAUCGGGAGAUGAAUCAACACACGAUUCUGUAGUGGGUGAUUUGGAGGAUUCAAAAAGAGGGCAUUCCAACACGAUUACUUCUAUUAUGGAACUUGAUGGAACAGAGAUUGAAAUCUCUGGCAAGUCUUUACCUACUCGACCCAGUGCUACUGGUCUUGUUAUGUCCAGUGGAAAAGGGCACGAUGGAGCGGUUACAGUACGCGUUGCUCGAGAUGCGGCACCCGAAGUUGAGCGGAUUGAAGAUAAAACCACUACUCCAUCGCGUCAGUCUAGUCAAAAAUCUUCCAGAUCUCAACCAUCAGCAAAUCCAACAGGGGACAAAGCCGUGGUUAUUAAUAAUGAGAGCACUCACCUAGCAAGCCUACCUUCACUACGUCCUACAAGUAAAGCUCCUCCUCCACGAAUGACAGUCGCACCAGAGGUAGUGCCUCUUCCUUUCAAGAUUCCCGAAGGUGAGAUGGAGGAUGAUCGAUCUUCGAUUGCUACUUCUCCCGACGAAGAGCUAGCGGCCAACGGCGAAACAUUGAAACGUACACCCAGUGGCGGCUCAGCAUUGUCGAAUAAAAUCUCUACUCGAUCGAAAAGAGAAUCACAAAGGUAUUCAGAAGAGCAAGGUAUCAGAACAGAAGAUUUAGUGACUCCUUAUGCUGAUGAGGCGGAUCGCGCAAGUUCUAUCGCGGCAACUGUGGAUGAUCUCAGCGAUGAUGAAGACAGGGAGGUAGGAAGUAUACGAUCGUCAGUUAUUAGCCAAGACACUCCUAUACCAGAUGUGGAAUUCCCAGCACAGGAUGAUCAAAAUAACGAGCAAAGUCCAGAGCUGGUGACGGUGAAGGCGACGACUGAACCACAAGAAACCGCACCCGAACAACUUCCUUCGUCUCCAAUGGAUUCCACGACUGAAGAUACAGAUCAUAAGGUGUCUAGUGGAACAUCUGAUGUGCGGAAGAGUUUGGAGCUCCGGCCAGAGUCGGGAAUUACUGUUGCCACUGAUAUUCUCAAUACUCCCCGAAAUGAAUUGUCCUCGAAUGAGACAAUGCAACAACAGGACUCUCUAACAACAUGUGGGGAUCCAGUACCGAACACGUCAAAUUCCACUGUUGGAGAAAGUCUUGAAGACGCUGACAAUGGAACUGAAUCAAAACUAAAGACAGAGUCAUCCAUUGCAUCUGCGCCUGACACAAAGGCCACGAAAAUCACGAAGGAGCAAUUACCUGCUCAAUUUUCAAAAGUUGUUAUGUCAUAUCGUACCAAUGAGUGGGCAAAGCAUUUAAGUCAUGCAGACUCACCAGAAUUGGAAGAGUUAGAAAUUUCCGAAAGUAUUUCCGAGGAUCCCAAAUCCGAAUCGGCUGUUCCCGUGGAUGUUGAAGCACUUCAGCAAACAGCUCACAAUGCUCUUCCACCACCGGCAGUACGAUCAUCUUCCCAGCAAUCUAUUUCUCCAGGUCUUGUCCGGUCAAGCUCAACCCAAUCAAACAUCACGCCUUUUGCGACAAUACCCGAGGAUUCUCACAUUCAUGGACAUGAUACACCGACACGAAACUCCUCGCAACAACAAAUAGGAGGAUCUGAAGUGCACCGAACAUUGCGUAAUGCUUCAAAUCCAAACUUUCCAGAGCCAAUAGUUGAAUCACCUGGAGAAGAAAUUCCAUCUUUUCAACAACACUUUUCGCAAUCGAUUUCCCCUGCGUUCGGAAAUUCUAAUACACUAAUGGAAAAACGAGACACAAUGAUUCGCAAUAGAUCGUCUUACUUCCCUAAGAGGAACGUUUCCACACAUUCCAUGCCGAUACUUGAACCAAACCCACAUUCUCCCUCACGAUUUCCAUCUGGGUCACAUUCACAAAUGGGUAACGAAGUCGGUCCAAUUCAAAGCCCUCUACGGUCUUAUCACGUCAACAAAUCAGCUCCAAUCCUUGCUGAAUACGAUGACAUACCACUUUCCAAGCGUCGCGAACUCAUUCGUCAAUCUACGUCUCAACCUCUAGCCGCCCUUAAUACAAACUUUAAUUCUCAUCAACCGAAGCGCUCAUCAGAGAUCCAAACCCCACUGGUUAGAGAGCAGCAAUUGGCGAUGUGGAGAAAUAGUAUCGCAAAUGAUUUGCAAGUGCAGAAAAAGAGGGUAAUGGAUACAGUGGAGAAUAGAAGGAGUGUACUUUGGCAGGAGAGAAAAUCGGAGGAAAUGAGAAAAGAUGGGGAGAGGAGGGCAAAAGAAUUGAGGGAAGAGAGAUGGGAAGGAAGAAUUAGGACAGGUGGUGGAGAGAUGGAAGAGUUGCAUAGAAAAAUGAUGAGUCGGAUGCAAGAUGAGGCGAGGAAGGUGCUUUGAUUUGGGAAUCAAGGUCGCGAGGGACGAAAUAUAGGACUGAAAGUGAAGGGUAAUUCUUAAUGGUUUAACUUUUGGAUGGAUGAGAUAAAACUAGACGUCUAGAAUUUGCUGGACAACAUGGCUGAGAUAAAGUUCUUGUAUAUAUGUAUAUCUACGGCUUGGGGAGAUAAUCUGAUGACCAGAUUGGGAAUGGUGUUGGAUGAAUACACGAUACAUGAGUUGGAAAGCAGGACAACAUGUAUUAUCGAAUACAACGCGAUCAACGAUACUGGAUACGGAUUUUACUCAUGUACUGCUUUGGCAGAGCCCCUUAUGGAUGGAAAUGGCACUGGCGGGAAUAGGAGAAGAUCCAUCAUGUAUAGCAUUUGCCACAGAGCUGGAUAUACUAUUCUGGUGAUCAGUCUUGAGAAAGAGAGAUAUCUAGGAGCCGGCAGGCGUAGAUAGACUCAUUAAUAAUGAAAGAUUUAAUCA
This is a messenger RNA of Botrytis cinerea B05.10, 5447 nucleotides long. RefSeq lists its product as hypothetical. The coding region runs from base 1482 to 4976 and encodes 1164 amino acids. The record is from RefSeq and is a predicted model, not a curated record. NCBI's taxonomy places the organism in Eukaryota, Fungi, Ascomycota, Leotiomycetes, Helotiales, Sclerotiniaceae. The transcript is spliced from 2 exons.